AUGAGAGGUUGGGGACGUACUCUGACCACUGGACUAGAAUCGGCAUCGUUGGACCGCAAUGAGUAUUACACAAAACGCGGGCUAACUGUCGCCAAACUCUCACCAUUCGGAAGACCCCUCCAGUCCUGCAGAUCUGCUCGAGAAUUCCUUGUGGGCAUUCGAGAUGCUAUCCUUGCGCAUCGGCGGCUUCGUGACCAGGCGAGGCUUCUUCACGGUGACGUCUCGGAAGGCAACAUAAUUAUGAGACGUCCCAACGACGAGGGAGCCACGGAGGGAAUACUGAUUGAUCUGGAUAUUUCAUCGCUGAUCGAGAGCAGUAGAAGAAUGGAUGAAGUGAUUGCCAUAACCGAAACCAUGAAGUACAUAGCGCUGGAGCUUCUGUGGAAUAUCUGUGAAAAUAAAUUCACGCUUCCGCAGAACUAUCGGCAUGAUCUGGAAUCCUUUUCCUACCUCUUAGUCGUGGGAUCCAUGUGUUAUGGUCGUGAUUCGAAGAGUGAACCGGCACGCUUGGAACAAUGGUUUACUGAGUGUGCAAGAUCCAACUACGAGUUGAAGCUAUCUGAUAUUAUUCAAAAUUUUAAUGCAAUAAUACUUGGUUAUUUCUCAUCAGCCUUUGAUAUUGUCAAGAAACUUGCCAGAAACUUGCGUAAAAUAUUUUUUGAACAGGAUAUUGACCAGUUUGGCACAGACGAAAGUUCCGAUGACCUGUAA
Molecule: messenger RNA, 711 nt
Organism: Blumeria graminis f. sp. triticale
Lineage: Eukaryota; Fungi; Ascomycota; Leotiomycetes; Helotiales; Erysiphaceae
Source: the annotation of a GenBank genome assembly